Ceratina calcarata is the source of this 1667-nucleotide messenger RNA. RefSeq names its product SLIT and NTRK-like protein 4. The record is from RefSeq and is a predicted model, not a curated record. Lineage: Eukaryota; Metazoa; Arthropoda; Insecta; Hymenoptera; Apidae. Gene Ontology annotation, molecular function: protein binding. The transcript has 4 exons. Bases 13 to 1653 code for a protein of 546 amino acids.
UCAAUUGUCACAAUGUCGCUUUAUUUAUUUCUAACCGGAUUAUAUUUCCUGUGCGCGAUACAGGCAUCUGUAUGUGACAUAUGUUCAACUUGUUUGUGCACACCGAACGCGGUGCAGAUUAACUGCAAUGGGAAAGAUCUAGUCAACAAUGACGUCCUUAAUUCUGAUUUAUUGACUUUAAAUCGCCAGCAAAGAGUGCACAAGCUUGUUUUAUCGAAUAACAAUAUUACCACCAAUUUCCCGAGGAACUUAUUAACGAAAUUAAAAUAUUUGAGAAGAUUGGAUCUGUCGGAGAACGCUAUAGAAAGAGUGUAUACAGUAAUGUUCAUCGGCUUGGAAAAUCUUGAGGAUUUAAAUCUUUCUAAGAACAGAUUAAGAAUUUUCGACGACUCUUUACUAGAAGUGCUUCCGAUGCUGAUGCACUUAAAUCUUAGUCGUAAUCAAAUGGACUCGAUAGAACAUAUGACGAACAAAAGAAUUACGAGGAUCACUGAGCUCGAUCUUUCGCAUAACUCCCUAUCCGGCCUGCCUGAAGGAUUUCCCAACACGUUACAAAAUCUACGUUAUUUAGAUUUGUCCUUUAACAGAAUUCAUUAUUUAUCAAGCGGCAAUUUAAUGCAGUUCAAAUCUUUGGACAUACUUUAUAUAAAUAAUAACUUACUCACCGAACUGAAAAUUCAAACGUUGCCGAACACGUUAAUUCAAUUGCACUCUGGAUAUAACGAAAUCAGAGAAAUGCUUCUCGAUAUACCUCAACUCGAGGUAUUAAAUAUAGAAUACAACAACAUUUCUAAAAUAGAAAAUCUAAAGAUUAACAGUAUACAUCAUCUUAAUAUUAGAGGAAACGCGUUGUCCAAUUUUCCAAAUAUUCUUUUGGAAAACUUGAGAACCUUAGAUAUAUCUAACAAUCAACUAACUUCUAUUCCCGAAACGAUAUCUAUUAAAAAUUUACCAUUAUUGGAGAAACUUAAUAUCAGCGAGAAUCCUAUUAAAAACUUGACGAUCUCCACGGAGUUAAAAUUGAAUUCUUUCAUCGCAAGUCACAUAAAUACGUUGGAAUCUAUCGAUACGGACGUGUUUCGGAAUUUACGAUCACCGGCUAACGAUUGUAUCAAUCUCACUAUAUCUAACAACAAGUUAUUGACUCUGAUUGACGAACACGCUUUCACGACUAUGAAUUUGUGUUCAUUAGAUUUGAGUAAUAAUCAUCUAGUUUUCGUGUCGCAAAAAUUGAUUGAUCACAAUGGGAUUAAGAAAACGAACAGCAUUAAUCUACAAGGGAAUCCAUUUAGAUGCAAUUGCGAACUACAGUGGAUGUUGAAUGAUUUGGUACCGAGACUUUAUUCUAGCCAGCCUGAGCUUUUGGAUGACUUGAGAUGUACUUGGCCUUCUGCAUUAUCGAACGUGAGAAUGGUGCAUUGGUACGGAUGGAAAGAGGCGAUUUUCUGUAGCAAUGCGACGCAUUUUAACGAAGAUCUCGUGGUGAAAGUCGCCAGCGCAGUAGAGAAUGAAACAGUGAAAUUCGAUUCGAGUACGGGUCUGUUAAUCGUCGUAGGAUUAGCUACGACUGUGUUAACAAUUUUGAUAGUGGGAGGCAUCGUCUGGACGCAGAGAAUAGCCAUGAGAAGGCGGAGAGUCAACAGAAAGUUUUAAACUUCCUCCCUUCU